Molecule: messenger RNA, 2832 nt
Organism: Neolamprologus brichardi
Lineage: Eukaryota; Metazoa; Chordata; Actinopteri; Cichliformes; Cichlidae
Gene: slc35g2a
Product: solute carrier family 35 member G2a
Cellular component (GO): membrane
Source: RefSeq, a predicted model, not a curated record
UUUAGCUUCACGGGAUUGCUUUUGCUUUCUUGUUACUCGUCAAGUGGUAGAAAAGCAUCCAAAUAGAAGCCGAGGAGGAGCAUCUGUAUCAGUGUAGAGAGUGAUGGAGGGCAGCAGGUUGCUAUAAAACACGCGUUUUCCGCUUGCAGAGUGAGGUGAAGGGACCGCAGGUGCCCUUGCGGAAAAUUCCGUUUGCUCCAAGGGAAAGAAGAGGAGAGGUGAGGGAGGAAGAAACAGAUUAACAAAUGGCCAAGACGAGGUGAUGGAGUGUUGGAGGUGCUCAGUAAAUGACUGAGAUUGCCCGAGAGUGAAGUUCAACCUGGUGGUCAGCUGGUUUGAGGGAAAGCAGGUGUCUUCUCUAAAGUUUCAAAAUGGAGUCCACUCACCUCUUGGGUGGCUCUAAGAAGAAAGUAAAGAUCCACCCUCACACUGUUACAGCCAAAUAUGCCACCCACACACCCUAUGCCCCCCAGCCAGGAGUACACACACACUUUCCCCAACCUGGGGAUGAUGGCUAUGACGAUGCUCCAUCUUUUGAGGACUUUGGCUCAUUCGUGGAGGAGACGUCAGACAAGAAACAGCUGACAGAGAGCAGGAAGUGGCCCCUGACUCUUUUUGGCUCAAGACACAACGACAAAGAUACAGCGCACAAACUUCAAACCGUGGGGGGAGGAGAAGGGAGUGAGGGUAGUGCCAAAGCAGCAAAGGGGUCUGGGAAAGGGGUUGGGGAACAGCUAGCCAGUUUCGGCGAGGCUUCUGUGUCUGCAUCUCGACUCACCUGGGUGGGCCUGCUCGGUGCGGCGCUGGCACAUGGCAGCUUGAUUGUUCUGACCCGAGUGGCCUCGGAACGCUUCAGCCUCGGCCCCCUGUUUCUACUCUUGGUUCGGUCCAUCGUACAGCUCCUGUCUCUGGCUGUACCACUGCACAGGGGGGAGAACCCUUUUGGGCCCGAGGGCUAUCGACUACGUCUACUCUGUUACGGCAUCGCCUACUCCCUCUCCCUUUGCUGCGCCUACUCUUCCUUAACAUUCGUCUCUCCUGGAAAUGCUACAACAACCUGGCGCCUGGCGACCACGGCGCUAUCAGCGACCCUUGCCUUCCUGCUCUUAGAAGAGAGGCUGGGAUUGGCUGAUGGGAUCACCAUAGCUGCAGGGCUGUGUGGCUUGGGGCUUGUGUUACUUCCUGCAGUAGAUGAGACCAAUUCAGAUUCGCCAACUGAUCCGGCUGUGUUCUGGAGGGGUGCAUUUGGAUGGUCUCUUUCAGCGCUUGCAGGGCUGUGGAUGGCUCUAGCAUUGGUUGGGUAUCGUUCCCUGAAGGAGAGGGUGGGAGUUGGGACUGCUUUGUUCACAGUAAGCUGGACAGGCUGCUUACUUGCCCCAGCCUCUCUGGCCCUGCUACAAGAGGGCUGGUCCUGGCCAAUGAGUGUUGAAGCCUGGUUGCUGGUCUUGGGCCUCGCAGCCUGCUCGGUCGUAGCCUUCCUGGGAAUGACGCACGCCCUCACCCGACUCCACCCGGCUCUGGUUUCCGCCUCUCAGAGCUUGGAGAUACCCAUCGCCAUGCUCCUGCAUCUGGCUGUACUGCCACUGGCUCCCACUGCACCAGAGGUCGUGGGGAGCGUGAUGGUCAUCCUGAGUGUCUGUUGGCUGGUAGCAAUGAAGCUGCUCCCCUCUCGAGUUGGUGGGCGUCGGCCGAGGGAGGAGUAUGAGGAGAUUCUGGACUCUCCCAUCAAAUAGACACCUCCUCUCACCUUGCAGCACUGUCGCUCUUAUCGUUCAAUUGCUCCUUCAUGAGAUUGUUUCCAGUGUACACGAGAGACUUCUAAGUGUUUAUUGAAGCUUUUUUUGGUAUCAUCCUCUUUGCUUUUGGAAAAGUGCCAACAUGGUGUUGUCUGUUACAGUGACCAAGUGAUGUGAUAUUAAAAUCUCUGAUGAACACAGCACAUUUCUGUAGCCACUUGUAAUCACUAUCACCCUCUUUUCCCCCCACCCCACGUGUGUGUGUGUGUGUGUGUGUACUGAGAACAUUUAACAAUCAAUGUGAUGUCAAUCACUUUUUGCUGCCAACUGAGAUUUGGCCAAGGACUGCUGCCAUCUAUUUGCCUCUUGGCUGCCAGCAAGACUUAGAGAAAAGAACAGAAAAAAAAAAAACCCUGGAAGAUUGGAGGCUAGGGAGAGGGGCAAGACACACAAUCAGAGGAAAACAAAUGAGGACAGAGGGAGAGAAGAUGAUGGGAUUGGCAUACAGAUAAGGAGCGGGUGGGUGGGCGGUGGAGGGGUGAUGGCCGAUGACAAAGCAGAGAUGAAAGGGAAGCAGCAGAAUGAGAGGAAGUCAGGGUAGCAAACAGGGCUGAUGGUGGUUGGUUAUUGUGGCGUGUCUGGCCAGCUGGCUGAUAGAAACACUGUUUCGUGUGUUGGGGAACGGUUAUUGUGUCUAAUAACGAUCUGCAUGACACAUAAGCACCAUCACUACAUUUCUGGGUUGUUCCUCGUCUGUUUUCCUCAUCGUUAACCUCCUGCUUUUCUCUUUGUUGCUCUUUUUCUCUGGAUAUAACUUCCAUUCACCAAACCCCCCCAUCGCACAUCGCACAGAUGGAGACUUUUAAUGAAAACAGGUGCCUCCACACUGAACAGACUAGCGUGUCUCUGUGCGUAUGCCAGGUACCGCUGUGAAACAGGUGUAAAAGAAUUGAUAGGCGAUAUAACUUCUACACUCCUCUCCAUCUUGUUAGUUGUGUCAUCCAAGGAAACGCCUCCCAAAAAACAGUCUAAUCCUGCAUUUAGUUCUCGAGGCAGCUGUAGAUUUAAAAAGAAGCUUUCAUGCCCACAAACACUU